Guillardia theta CCMP2712 is the source of this 851-nucleotide messenger RNA. RefSeq lists its product as hypothetical. The coding region runs from base 9 to 836 and encodes 275 amino acids. The record is from RefSeq and is a predicted model, not a curated record. The transcript is spliced from 6 exons. NCBI's taxonomy places the organism in Eukaryota, Cryptophyceae, Pyrenomonadales, Geminigeraceae.
GCGCGGGCAUGGGGUCCCUUGUGAAGCAUGUAGCGCAAAGAGGCAGAGAAGCGAGCAGAAAGAUGCAGAGAACCCUCUCGUCGCAACUCAGACCUCUAGCCUACACCACGUUGACUCCUUCCUUCUCUUCCGACUCGUUUUGCGCCCCUCUCUUGGUUCGGGGAUGCUUGCCCACAAAAAGUCGCUUCAGCACCAGUGGCAAUUGCAGACAAUCUUUGUCAUGUCCAACUGUUCCAUCGAACCUUCUCCGCUGCUGUUCGACACUGCGCGGGACUGCAUGUGAUUGGCGUGCCAUGUCCUCGUCAGGAAAGAGUGUUGAAGUUGGAGAUGACUAUGAGAAAGGACAGGAUGAUCCAACGUCCAUUCUUGAAGUGCAGAUGCCGUUUGGACAUGACGAGAAUGUGGAUUUAGCCAAGCAGCUUGGAAUAUACAAGGUGUAUGAAUAUAGUGACGGAGAUGCGAUCUCCCGAAUCACCAUGUCCUUUCAAAAGAGGGGGAAUCUUUCUGCAGAUGUGCAAACACUUGAAGCAUUCUGUGCAGCGGAAGCAAAGAGCAUGACGCAACGAGUUGAAGGGUGCUCGAUUUCUACUGUUGCAUUUCCAGAAGAUGUCACGAAACACUUUAACGAUAUUAAGGUUCCUUUCCUUGCUCAAGCUUUUCGGACAAAUUCAGAUCGCAUCUCUGAUAGUCUGGUCUUCUUCUUCGAAACGCCAGGAGGCUUCUGGUCCAUUGGGUGGUACGUGCCGGCUGAACUCUUCUCGAAGGAACCGGAUCUUUUCUUCUUCUUCCUUCAGUCUAUAAAAGUGAAGCCAAGGCAGAGCGUAUUUGCCCAAUAAAAUAUCUGGGCCACU